Messenger RNA from Coniophora puteana RWD-64-598 SS2, 1326 nucleotides. RefSeq names its product oleoyl phosphatidylcholine desaturase. Bases 1 to 1326 code for a protein of 441 amino acids. The transcript is spliced from 8 exons. NCBI's taxonomy places the organism in Eukaryota, Fungi, Basidiomycota, Agaricomycetes, Boletales, Coniophoraceae. Gene Ontology annotation, biological process: lipid metabolic process. Gene Ontology annotation, molecular function: oxidoreductase activity. The record is from RefSeq and is a predicted model, not a curated record.
AUGGGUGUAGCAACCAAGACAGACAGCGCGUCUGUCAAACAGAAUGAAAUCGUUAUCCCCGACCUCACCAUCAAGGACCUGCUGAGUGCCAUCCCUGCGCAUUGUCACAAGCGGUCCGCGUUUAGGUCGUCGCUCUACAUUGUUUGGGACCUGGUAGUCAUUGGAUCCGUUUACAAGGCUGCAACAUAUCUCGACGCUUUCAUCACGCCCUCGCAACUGAGCCUCCCCCACCCGUACCUCUACCCCUUCGCUCGUUUCGCUGUCUGGGCCGUCUACAGCUUCUGGGUCGGCCUCUUCGCCACCGGUCUCUGGGUCAUCGCCCAUGAGUGUGGUCACCAAGCCUUCUCCGAGUCUAAGUUCGUCAACAACUUUGUUGGUUGGGUCCUUCACUCCGCCCUCGGUGUGCCUUAUCACUCUUGGAGAGUAACGCACGCGAAGCACCAUGCUUCGACCGCCCACAUGACUCAGGACCAGGUUUACGUUCCGAAGUCCCGGUCGCAGCUUGGCCUCCCGCCGUUUGACCCCACCAAGGAAGACAUACAUGGCGCCAACGUCAGCGAGGAAGUCAAGCAGGAGCUUUGGGAAGCCAUUGGCGACUCACCUAUUGGUGCUGCUUUGGGAUGCGCUACCUACUUGCUCGGUGGUUGGAUCAUGUACCUUACCAUUAACGCAUCUGGCCAGAAGAGAUACCCCAAGGGCACCAACCACUUCAAGCCCACCGCCGUCAUGUUCCAGCCUCACCACUACGGACAGAUCGUCCUUUCUGACGUUGGCAUAUUGCUCUGGCUUGGUGCUGUUGCUUACUCCAUCUACACGUAUGGAUUCUCGACUGUUUUCCGUCUUUACCUGGUCCCCUACGUCUGGGUGAACCACUGGCUCGUCCUCAUCACCUUCCUCCAGCAUACCGACCCCAUUCUCCCCCACUACCGCGCUCCCGAGUUCACCUUCCCCCGUGGUGCCCUUUCUACUCUCGAUCGCCAACUUCUUGGUGGCUGCGGCAAGAUCAUGGGAUGGAUUGGUGCCCACGCAACCCACGGUAUUUCGGAGACCCACGUUGCCCAUCACGUCUGCAGCAAGAUCCCUCACUACCAUGCUUGGGAGGCUUCCGCCGCUCUUCGCAAGGUUCUCGACCCGGCUGGCAUCAGGCUCGAGGGCGCUCCUGGUGGCUGGGGCGAGAUGUACCGCGUCUUCAGGGAAUGCAGGUUCGUUGAGGACGAAGGCAACAUCCUGUUUUACAAGAAUGCCUACGGUGUUGCUGCUUCGCGUCCCUCGCAUCGUAGCGACGGUGAUGCCAGCGACUCUGGUAUCGAGGUGGAUAAGCUCUGA